CUACCACCGGAUUCCAUACAGCUUUCGAUUUUGCUGACUCAAAUUACUACUGAAAUUAGGUCUACCUAGUCUAGUAACUUAAUACCAGUUUCAAUGGCAGGAAUAACAGUCUCAUCAAAUCCACUUGUAUCAGUGCUAGUAACAAGCACUGCUAAUCCCUAUGGAGUUGAACGUCGCUUUGAGAGGGGGCUUACAAUAGCUGGUCUCAAAACAAAGCUGGAACUUGUCACUGGUGCUUUCUCUCAGACAAUGAAAUUAACUGCCUUCACUGCGGAGAACAAAUUAGUCUGUGCACUUGAUAAUGAUGAUGCUUUGCUCGGUUCUUAUCCUAUUGAUGAUGGUAUGAUAUUACAUGCAGAGGAUUCAAAUCUCAAACCAGAUGAAUACUCCGACACAUCAAAAGUAGAGAAAUUUGAGAUAUCCGAUGAAGAAUACAAAAAGCGGCAAGAUACUGUUAGAGCUUUUAAAGAAAAAAACAAAUUAGGUCGGUUUAAUGAAGAAGAGAUGAAAAAGAAAGAAGAAGAGCUUAAAAUAAAAGAAGCAGCAGAGGAAGAGAAGGCUAAGUCUAUUAAAAUAGAUGAUCGUUGUGAAGUUCGGGUGCCAGGUCAGCCAGCAAGACGUGGAGCUGUUAAAUAUGUCGGAACCACAGAUUUUAAGCCUGGUUAUUGGGUUGGGGUUCAGUAUGAUGAGCCUCAUGGUAAAAAUAAUGGAACUGUUGAGGGGAGGAAAUAUUUUGAAUGCCCAGACAAGUAUGGAGGCUUUGUCCGCCCGACUCAUGUUGAAGUUGGGGAUUUUCCUGAAGAAGGACUAAACUUUGAUGAAGAUGAAAUGUGAGAGCAGUCAUCAAAUCAAAUGUGAUGAACAUUCAAUGUGGACUUUUUAUAUAUUUAUUAAUGACUGUGUUUAAUGUAUGCUUAAGUGUGAUGACGAUGGUCACUGAAUAUGUAUGAAAACCUAAUUUAUUUGUUUAUGAUAAAUAUAGUAAUUUAAAACUUUACAUAUAAUCACCAGUAUAAUUAGGAGCUACAUAAAGUUUCACAUAAGCAGUUUGAGGCUUUUAUAAGGAAAAAAUCCCAUGCUAUUUUUGUGUGGCUGAUAAAAGAAAGCAGUAUGAAAAGUUUUAUCCAAAUCAAGAUGAACUUAUUUUUCCUCACAGUUUAAUCAUAUUUCUGCCUCAUCGUAAACAUUUACUUCAAUCUACUUAAUUUUUUUUAUGUGUAUAAGUGCUUAGAAUUAUAUUAUUGUUUAUAAAAAGUCCAUAUUAGUAUUAAACAAUUUUCUAUUUGGUUUAAAAAGUAAUGAUUUUGUUUGAAAAAUUGAUUCAUUUUUGUGGCUGCUAAUUGCUGUUUGUUAUAUGAAUAUUUAUUACUAUUAGUUACCUGUUUUGUCAGUGUAAAAAGAAACUACUCUGUUAUUUAAAAGCUUUUGCAUAACUGUUGAUGUUAAUUGUAGCUUAUAAGUAUUUUUUAAACCUAAUUGAAGAUAAUUUGGUUAUCACUUGCUACAUUUCCACUCAGUCAGCUUCAUGAAGUUAAAUCACAUUAAGAUUACACUUCAUAUGGUUUCAGUUGUUUGUUUAUUGUUUGUUUUCUCUUAUACUUUCUUUGUUAAAUGUUCAAUUCGUUGUUAUUGUUUUUUUUUUGUAAUAUUGAAAAUAAAAUUAAAAGAAAAACACUUUCUUUUAAA
This is a messenger RNA of Physella acuta, 1686 nucleotides long. Its product is annotated as tubulin-folding cofactor B. The record is from RefSeq and is a predicted model, not a curated record. Gene Ontology annotation, molecular function: alpha-tubulin binding; microtubule plus-end binding. NCBI's taxonomy places the organism in Eukaryota, Metazoa, Mollusca, Gastropoda, Physidae. Gene Ontology annotation, cellular component: cell cortex; microtubule plus-end; nucleus. Gene Ontology annotation, biological process: post-chaperonin tubulin folding pathway; cytoplasmic microtubule organization; tubulin complex assembly.